CAAAAAUAUGAGUUCUCGAAUCGGGUCACACCAGCUGAGAAACGGGUUAUUUGUCUCGGGCCGACCCGAACAGCAAAAGGAACGACCCACAGCUACAUCUCGCGCUGUUCCGUACACCGGCGGCGACGUCAAGAAGUCCGGCGAGCUUGGGAAAAUGUACGGCAUCGACAGGUCGACUGGGGACCACCAUACGGGCCCACCAAUUCUGAAAAAACCAUCUUCGAGGGCUUCAUCAUCUUCUCAGCAUAACAGUGGAUCCGUAAGAUCCGGGCCGAAUUCGGGUCAAAUGGGUGGUCACAAAUCCUCCAAUUCCGGCCCGAUUCCCAAGAAGUCCUCUUCCGGUCCAAUUCAGCCAACGGGUCUCAUUUACUCUGGUCCGUUGAGUUCCAGUGCCGGUAGGAGGUCCGGUCAGCUUGAGCCGACAAUUUCGUUCAAAAAAAUAGUCUAUGGCUCCUCUGUUACUAGCUUGAGUGGUGAUAUAAAGAUGGGUUUCAAUGUUUCAAGAGUGGCAAUGUGGGUGUUAUUCGUGGUGAUAUUGAUGGCUUUAAUGGCGGGUGCUUUCGUGAUGGCAACCGUGAAAAAAAUCGUGAUUUUGGUGGCUGUUGGUGCAGCUGUAGCUCCAAUUUUGAUGAUCUUGCUGUGGAAUUACGCGUAUAAAGAGCGAGGCUUGGUGGAGUUUCUAAGAAGAUAUCCAGAUGCUGAGCUUAGAGGUGCUGUUAAUGGACAGUUUGUGAAGGUUACUGGGGUUGUCACCUGCGGCAGUAUCCCUCUUGAAACUUCUUUUCAGCGGGUACCAAGAUGUGUAUAUGCUUCUACUGAAUUGCACGAAUACAAAGCUUGCGUUGGAAAUUGUGCAAAUCCUAGACAGCGUAGCUUUUCAUGGGGACGCAGGCAUUCAGAGAACUAUGUUGGUGAUUUCUAUAUAUCAGACUUCCAGACUGGAUUAAGAGCGCUGGUUAAGGCAGGCUAUGGAGCAAAGGUGGCGCCAUUUGUAAAAUCAAAAACAGUUGUUGAUGUAACGAGUGACAGUGAGUUGUCUCCCAAUUUCAUAAGAUGGCUUGCUGAUCGAAACCUCUCAAGCAACGACCAUGUAAUGCGACUGAAAGAAGGUUACAUCAAAGAAGGGAGCAUCGUAAGUGUCAUGGGCGUUGUAAUGCUCCAAGAGAACGUGCUAAUGAUUGUUCCACCACCUGAGCCUAUUUCAAUAGGCUGUCAAUGGCUCCGUUGUCUUCUUCCAACCUACGUAGAAGGUCUCAUCUUGACCUGUGACGAUAUUCAGGACGGUGAUGUUAUUCCUGUAUAGUAUAUACUACCAAUUUGAUUAUUCCCACGAGUUUAUGCCAUAAGAGUACACAACCGAUGGCAGCUCUAGGCUAGCGAAGGUGUGCCUUUUUUUCGUUCCUAUGCAAAUAUUCAACUGUAUGUAAGAUUGCAUAGUAGAACAGAAACAGGCAAAACCGUUUUUUUCUUGAUGUCUGAAGUUGGUUAUUCCUAUGUAUUUAAUGGUGUUUUUUGCAGAGUUCCUAAAGGGAAGAGGAGAUAAAAGGGUCUUCCUCCUUUGAGCAACUAAGCUUGUUGUGUAUGAUGCUAGAUUUCAUAUCUAGUUUGUUUUUUGCUGCAUUAUG
Molecule: messenger RNA, 1625 nt
Organism: Solanum verrucosum
Lineage: Eukaryota; Viridiplantae; Streptophyta; Magnoliopsida; Solanales; Solanaceae
Exons: 4
Coding region: 8-1303 (431 amino acids)
Source: RefSeq, a predicted model, not a curated record